AUGACGCUCACCGUUACAAACAAGCAAGAGACUGUCGACGUUGUCAUCGUAGGAGCAGGCCUCUCUGGACUCCGCUCGGCCGUCAAGAUCCAUGAAGCUGGCUACUCUGUCACCGUUCUCGAAGCCGGUGAUCGGGUUGGCGGCAAGACUCUUAGCGUUGAUGCUUCUGACCUGGGAGGUAAAGUUGACCUCGGUGCAGCUUGGCUAAAUGACACCAACCAGAGCGAAAUAUACAAGCUUGCGCAGGAGUUUGGCUUCGACCUGAUCAAGCAAAGAGCUACUGGACUGAACCUACACCAGCAGCUAGACGGCAAAGUCGACAAGAUACCGCACGGGUCCGGGAUGUCUCUGCCUUCAGGAGCGACUGAAUUGGUUCAAAAAUUCAUCGAGAAACUGAACAAGUGGGUCGACAAAAUCGAUCCUGAGAACCCCUCCGGUCAUCCCGAAGCAGAGAUGCUGGACUCACUAACCUUUGGCCAACUGAGCUCCAAGUACCUUGGGCCUGAACUCGGUCCAGCAGUCGCUGAUUCCGCUACAAGUCCCCUCUUAGGCGUGGGACCCGACGAGGUCAGCGCGUUAUUCAUGGUAGAUUAUUUCCGCAGUGGCACAGGCGUGGAAAACAUGGCUUCUGACGGAAAGGAUGGAGGGCAAUAUCUGCGCAACAGACAAGGAAACCAGACGUUCUCAAUCCGUCUAGCGGCCAAACUUCCAAAGGCAGCUGUAAGACUCCGCAGUCCUGUUAAGACUGUUACACAAGGCUCGGAUGGUGUCAUUGUCGAAACUGCCAACCCAGGGCAGAGCUUCCGGGCAAAAAGAGUGGUUAUUUCAGUACCAACUUGCCUCUACUCGUCCCUUGUGUUCGAGCCGCCUUUGCCGCCGACUAAGAAGUCUUUGAGCGAUAGCACUGCUUUGGGCUACUAUUCCAAGACCAUUUUUGUCUUUGAUAAGCCAUGGUGGCGUGAUGCUGGAUUGAGUGGCAUAAUUGAGUCUGAGGAGGGGCCUAUAUACUUCUCGAGAGAUACGUGCUCAGAAGAGGACGGGCAAUACAGUAUCACCUGCUUCGUCGUUGGUGAUAGAGGCAGGGACUGGUCCAAAUGGUCAUCCGCGGAGCGGAAGCGGAUCGUAUCAGAACAGUUCAAGCGUAUCUUCAGCGCAGUGGGCAUCGAGGCACCGGAGCCUGUCAACAUCAUUGUCCAGGAAUGGGUUAAGCAGCCUUGGAUCUGGGGAGCGCCAUCACCGGUCAUGAUGCCCGGGAUUCUGACAAGCGACAGUGGAAAAGCCUUGCGCGAGGUCUAUGGACGAGUUCAUUUUGUAGGCACUGAGACAUCGUUGGUUUGGAAGGGGUAUAUGGAGGGCGCUGUUCGAUCUGGUGUACGAGGUGCCAAAGAGGUGAUCAAGGCCUUUGAGGACGAAUAG
Fusarium poae is the source of this 1416-nucleotide messenger RNA. RefSeq lists its product as uncharacterized. Bases 1 to 1416 code for a protein of 471 amino acids. Gene Ontology annotation, molecular function: oxidoreductase activity. The record is from RefSeq and is a predicted model, not a curated record. The transcript is spliced from 2 exons. NCBI's taxonomy places the organism in Eukaryota, Fungi, Ascomycota, Sordariomycetes, Hypocreales, Nectriaceae.